CUCUGCCGGUCCCGAAGGUGUACAAUAUAUCGUGGUCGUCACUCGUUAAAAAAAAAAAAAAUGAUAAAAAUAUUUUUAUAUUAUACCACACCAUGUUUCUCCCACUUAAUAAAUUAAUAGCUAGGUAUAUCAUUUUAUAUUGAACGUCCGAGGUCCGAACACUAAAAGAAAUUAAUAACGAUUUCAAAGCUAUUGUGAUUGCUAGUUCAUUUUUAACAUUUAAAUUUUUUAUUUAUUUAUUUUUACACAUGUUCUUGCAUUUUAAAUGGAAAAAGAUAAUUCGAAAGAAGUCAUUGACAGUACGAGUCUUCUCAACCAUCCUGUACAUCUGGAUAAGGCAAUCGAAAUGGUCGGAUUUGGAUAUUUUCAUUAUUAUAUACUAUUCAUAUGUGGAUCGCUUUACACAGCCGUUGCCUUUAGUGUGACAUCAGUAUCAUUUAUUAUACCAUCAGCUCAAUGUGAUUUUCAAAUGACUUCUUCUCACAAAGGCCUUCUAAAUGGAGCAAUGAUGAUAGGAAUGUUAAUGGGAUCCUUUAUUUGGGGUUAUGUGGCAGACACCAAGGGCCGAAGAUUUACUUUGAUAAUAUGUAUGUUGAUGGAUGGUUUCUUUAACAUCUUGUCUAGUGUGUCGCAGGUGUAUUCAAUAUUUAUAUUCUGUAGACUUUUAAGUGGAUUUGGAGUAUCCGGUUCAACAACACUCUUUUCAUACCUUGUAGAGUUUCUUAAUAUCAAAUAUCGAGAAAAAUUUUUAUCUUGGAUGGAAAUGUUCUGGACAAGUGGGAUAAUAUUGCUUCCAUGUAUAGCAUGGUUAAUUAUACCACAGACAUUUAGAAUCGAAAACGAAUACAUAUUGUUUAAAUCAUGGAAUCUUUUUGUAAUUGUGUGUUCACUUCCGAGUAUAACAUUAGCAUUUUUAAUAAUGAAAAUGCCUGAAAGUCCAAAGUUUUUAGUCACUCAGGGUAAACACAAAGAAACAAUAAAUUGCUUAAAAUUUGUUCACAGAUGGAAUAGCAACUCAAAUGAUAAAUUUCCCGUGACUUCAAUAAUUAUGCCAAGUUCAAAUGACAAAGCAAAUAAUGGUUUCUUUGAAGGGCUUUAUGAGAGUACUAUAGAUUUGUUUACAUCGAAAUUCAAAAUUAUAGCUAUAGUUACAUGCAUUAUACACUUUUGUGCUACUACUAGUUACUAUAUGUUAAUACUGUGGUUCCCGGAAUUGAUGAAUAGAUUUCGUUGGUAUGAAACAUAUUCAAAUAUCCAAAAUAAAACAACCAUGUGCGAAAUUGUAUCCAUGUACAUAGUUGAACCAGAAGUGAAAUAUGUAAAGUGUGAUGAUCAUAUUGACCAUUCCGUGUAUAUGAACAUAAUGAUCAUUGGCAUUGCUUGCAUACCCGUUGUACCACUAUUUAUCAAUAAACUUGGACUAAGAUUUUUUACAGUUUUGAGUUUCUUUGGAUCCAGUAUUUCUGCAGCAUGGUUGUACUUUAUUACUUCUUCAAUGGAGAAUAUUAUAUUAUCUUCAAUAUUUGAAGCUUUUUCUAGUAUUGGUAUUAGCCUAACAUAUUGCAUUACUGUUGAGUUAUUUCCAACUGAAUACAGGGGCAUGGCUGCGUCUAUAGGUACUAUGUUUGGCAAAAUAGGUGCACUUUUGGGCAACAUUCUCAUUGGAAUUUUUAUUGAUGCUCACUGUAUAGUUCCAAUAUUUGUUUCAAGCUCAUUUUUGAUAAUUUCAGCUUUCUUAGUAAUUACAUUACCAAAAACUGGAAGAACCAACAUAAUAACUGACGGAAUCAUUUAGAAAUAAUUAUAUCCUUAGGAGCUUACCUACAACUAUAUAAUUACCUAUAUAAAAAUGUAAUUUGUAAACAUCAAUAUUUAAUUUUAGAUUCUGAGCAUAUCGAUCAGUGUAGUUUAUUUUUAUACUUUUAAAUGUAAAAUCUGUCUAAAACAGAAUAUACCUACUGUAAAGUUAUAUUUUAAGUAAACAUAAUAUUAUAGGUAAUUUUAAUCAAUAUAAACUAUUAAAAUGCCUAUUUUUCUGCCAUAAAAAAUUAUUUGUAUUUUAAUUUAAAUUAUUUUUUGGCAUAUUUCAUUGUAUUUAACUAUGAUUUUUUUUAUUUAACUAUAAAAAUCCUCUUUUUCA
Metopolophium dirhodum (rose-grain aphid) is the source of this 2140-nucleotide messenger RNA. RefSeq names its product synaptic vesicle glycoprotein 2C-like. Gene Ontology annotation, cellular component: membrane. Lineage: Eukaryota; Metazoa; Arthropoda; Insecta; Hemiptera; Aphididae. Gene Ontology annotation, molecular function: transmembrane transporter activity. Gene Ontology annotation, biological process: transmembrane transport. The record is from RefSeq and is a predicted model, not a curated record.